Molecule: messenger RNA, 2049 nt
Organism: Neltuma alba
Lineage: Eukaryota; Viridiplantae; Streptophyta; Magnoliopsida; Fabales; Fabaceae
Product: putative wall-associated receptor kinase-like 16
Exons: 2
Coding region: 1-2049 (682 amino acids)
Biological process (GO): cell surface receptor signaling pathway; protein phosphorylation
Cellular component (GO): plasma membrane
Molecular function (GO): protein serine/threonine kinase activity; polysaccharide binding; ATP binding
Source: RefSeq, a predicted model, not a curated record
AUGAUGAUGAUGAAGCUUCUGUUCUUCAAUAUCCUAUUAGCAGCGGCCUGGGCCGCAGCUGAAGCUCAAUCCCUUGCAGGCUGUCCCGACAAAUGCCGUGACGUGGACAUUCCAUAUCCAUUUGGUGUUGGGGUACAACCUGGUACUUCUCGCAACUGUUUCUUGGAUCAAUCAUUUAAUCUCACUUGUGACAACACAACAUCCACAUUAUAUUUUGAGAAUUACCCAGUUUCCAACAUAUCCCUCCAACGAAAUCAAAUGGACAUUUCAACGCUGCUCUCUAGGGGUUGUUGCAAUCGAACAGGCACGAUCCAUAAUAUUUACACCAAAGGCUUCACCAUUUCCAGCACCCAAAACAAGUUUCUAACCAUCGGAUGCGAUGCUUUGGGCGUACUUAUCUUCCGCAAGAACUUCACUUAUUACAGUGGCUGUGUGGCGCUAUGUGACAAACCUCCUCCAAAAGGGAUGAUUGAUCAGACUUGUUCAGGAACUGGGUGUUGUCAGGUGGAUAUUCCGACAGGAAUGAAUAAUAUCAGCUUUUAUGGAGCUACUGUCGACAACCAUACCAAAGUUUGGACCUUCAAUAAUUGUAGUGCUGCUUUUGUUGCCAAAAGUGAUUGGUUUAGUUUCUCCCUCGAUUAUCUGCAAAAAUUUCCCUUGGAUAGGGUCCCACUUGUCGUGGAUUGGACUGUUUCGAAUGUUUCUUGUCAAACUGCUUCCAGUAAUGAAGAAGAAUAUGCUUGCAAAUCCAACACAGAUUGUGUGGAUUCCAGUGAUGGAACUGGGUACACGUGCAAAUGUAAAUCUGGGUUUGAGGGAAAUCCAUACCACCCGGAUGGAUGUCACGGCAUUAGCGGAGCCUUGUUGGUUGUCAUUACACUAAUAUUCACAUUAUGUUGGGCACGCAAGCAAAGAACUCUAAAACAGCUGAAGAGAAGAAAUUUUGAGCAGAAUGGAGGAUACAUGUUGCUACAACAACUUUCACAACAUCAAGGGUAUGGUGACAAAUUCAAACUAUUUACGGAAAUUGAGCUUAAGAAUGCCACAAACAAUUUUGAUGAAUGUCGAAUCCUUGGUCGUGGGGGCCAAGGCAUAGUUUAUAAAGGCAUAUUACCAGACGACUCUAUUGCUGCCAGUAAGAAAUCUAAAGUAGCAGGAAAUCUCAGACAAAUUAAAGAUUUUAUCAAUGAAGUGUUUGUUCUUUCUCAAAUCAAGCAUCGAAAUGUUGUCAAACUUUUGGGAUGUUGUCUCGAAACCGAUGUCCCAUUGUUAGUAUAUGAGUUUGUGGACAAUGGCACCCUUCUUGACCACAUAGAUCCAUCACAUGAGUUUUGUAUUAAUUGGGAGACUAGAAUAAGGAUAGCUGCAGAAACUGCUGACGCUAUUUCUUAUUUACACUCAUCUGCUUCCAUUCCAAUUAUUCAUCGAGAUAUUAAAUCUACCAACAUACUCUUAGAUCAUGAUUUGAGAGCAAAAGUAUCUGACUUUGGAGCUUCAAGACUUGUUCCUCUAGAUAAAACUCAUGUUACUACCAUGAUACAAGGAACUUUUGGAUACUUGGAUCCGGAGUAUCUUCACAUAGGUCAGUUAAAUGAAAAGAGUGACAUUUACAGUUUUGGAGUUGUACUUGUGGAGCUACUUACAGGAAUGAAAGCAGUUGAAUUUAGUUGGCCAGAACAUAAAAAUUUGGCAAUGCAUUUUGUAUCUUCAAUGAGAGAAAAUCGUUUUUGGGAAAUUCUCGACAAACGAGUAUCGGACGACCCAAAGAAUGCCAAGCAAUUGAAGGAAGUAGCUUUAUUGGCAAUGAGGUGUGUUAGAGUGAAAGGAGAGGAAAGACCCACUAUGAAAGAAGUAGCAAAGAAACUAGAGGAUCUAAUUGCAAUGGACAAACGUCAUUGGGUGAUGAGGGCUGAGGAUCUUAUGUCAGAAGAAGGUGAACGCUUACUUUGUCAUAUACCUGUUGUAGAUAGGGCAGUUGGUGAUGGUACUUUAGCUUGUUAUGAUAGCAUAUUGAAGGAGAUUGCAACUGAAAUUGCAGAUGGACGAUGA